CACUCGUGUUUAGCUGAAGCUUGAUUGAGUCACAGGCACAUCACCAACGCCCAUUAACGGAACCCAUAUAGGAAAUGCGCCAAGCCUCCGUGAGAAGUCUAUACUUAUUCCGUUUUCGACCCGUUCAUCUUCGGUGCUGCGGUUAUCUGUGCGAUAUUUGUACUUUAUCUGAUGUAUGACAUCGACUGUACAAGUUAGCCGCUCCGUUCACUGCAUGACAAGCUAGCUCCGGGUUCGGAAUACGUUCACUUCAACUGUCUGAACUCCCUCGUUAUCCGGAAAAAAAUGGCAACCCAGAUUGAUAAAGAGGGUUGCCGGGAGGCUUACAACCAAGUCAGAGACGACAAUACGGACAUCAACUGGGCUGUAUUUAAAUACCAAGGCUCCAGGAUUGUGCCUGCAGAGCAAGGGACUGACUAUGAGGAGUUAAAAAAGAUGUGCACAGAUGACGCUCGUCUGUUUUGCUUCCUGCGGAUCAUGACGGGCGACGCCAUGAGCAAGCGAGCCAAGUUCACCCUCGUCACCUGGAUUGGGGAGAGCAUCAGCGGGCUGCAGCGGGCCAAGAUCAGCACUGACAAAGCGUUGGUGAAAGAGAUUGUGCAGAACUUCGCCAAGGAGUUCAUGAUCAGUGAUGCAAAGGAAGUGGACGAGGACUACCUUCGCACGGAGCUGAAGAAGGCAGGCGGAGCCAACUACGAUGCCCAGGCCGAGUAGACAAGUGUCAUUUUUUUUUUUUUUUUUUUUUUUUAAGGAGGUUUACGGGAGGAAACGAUGUGAUUGGAGGUGUUGGCUGAGAAAAUAACACAAAGAAUAGACUGAACAUCCUUUUUAAAACCAAGCCCCAAAUAAAAAGCCUCACGGGGGGGGGGAGACAAAGAUGGGGACCUGCUAACUCGUUGAGUCACACUUUUAAGAAUUCUUCUCAUAGUUUUAUUUUAUUUUUUUUCCCAGUGCUGAUACUUCUUUAAAGUACUUCAUUAGCUAGGGAAGCCACCACAACUUAGAUGUGCGACCUGUUUGUUAGAUUCCAAAAAGCCUUAUUAGACGACGUCGAGCCAAGACGGUGGAACCCGGGCUCAAGACAAAUCCAUCGCAAAGUCGCGAAUACGAAAUGUGCAAGUAAUGGCUAGUUUCGCUUAUAUCCGCAAGGGACGUCGGCUUAAACGGGUUCCACUGUACCCAGUUAUGGUUUAAAUAUAAUAAUAAUAUAACAUACCUUCAUUUGGGGAAUGAAGGAAUGAAUCACGAUUGAAUGUUUUGUUUAUACAACGUUAGAUACGAAUGUCAAAGAUACCAGUCUUAGCUAGCAGCAGUUUGUGGAAGAAAAGUCCAACGUGAAAGAACGGGUGGGGGGGGGCACACAUUUUAGCGUGAAGCACAACGCCGAGGCUUGCAUUACUCAUUCCAGCCUAUUUCGACCGUGAACGUGGAGACAAAGUGCACUCGACAUUGGGUGCUCGACUGAACAAUGUUUGAUUUUUACAAUUCUACAAAAUAUUUUUAACCUUAAAAUUGCCGUUUAAUGAUUCCAUUAGCGUAUUCACACCAGACGGCGUCAUAUGGCAGGAAAUUCUUAAUUUUUCCAUGGAUGGUAAAUAAAAACAGGAUGAGUGUCCAAUGUUUACACAGAAAGACACGCUAUAAACCUUGCAAUCCUGCCUGCACUCAGUGUUUUCCCAGCGUCCGACUCUUUUUUUUUAAUUGUUAUUUUUUAUUUUUUUUU
Molecule: messenger RNA, 1723 nt
Organism: Doryrhamphus excisus (bluestripe pipefish)
Lineage: Eukaryota; Metazoa; Chordata; Actinopteri; Syngnathiformes; Syngnathidae
Gene: cotl1
Product: coactosin-like F-actin binding protein 1
Biological process (GO): regulation of actin filament polymerization
Cellular component (GO): actin filament; site of polarized growth; cortical actin cytoskeleton
Molecular function (GO): actin filament binding
Source: RefSeq, a predicted model, not a curated record